AUGGAGAAGAUCCGGAUACAACAGCAGCAACAGCAGCAACUGCAGCAGCAGCAGCAGCAGAAGCAGCAGCAACUGCAGCAACAGCAGCAACAGCAGCAGCAGCAGCAGCAGCACCUGCUGCUGCCUUCCAUUACUAUACAGCGCAUGCACCAGCAUCAACUACAGCAGCAACAACAACAACAGCAGCAGCAGCAGGAUCAGCAACAGCAGCAGCAGCAGCAGCAGAUGGCGGGAAUCUACCGUCCUUCUUUAUUCUCCUUCCUUAUGCCUCCCGAUACCCGCAGCAACAGCAGCAGCAGCAGCAGCAGCAGCACGAAUGCAGCAGCUGCUGCGGCUGACCUCCAACGACGCAUGCUAGAUAGCACAAAAGCAGCAGCAGCAAAACUGCAGCAACUGCAGCAGCCAAAGCAGCAGCAGCAGCAACUCGAUGACUUCCGUAGCUGCAGCACGUACAGCAUCAGUCUUCAGCAGGUUCAGGACGGCGACCAGCAGCAGCAGCAGCAGCAGCAAGACCGGCAGCAGCAGCAGCAACAGCAGCAGCAGCAGCAGCAGCGGAACCAGCAGCAACAGCAGCAACAGUACAGGGGCUGGUUCACUAUUUGUUUACACUAA
Molecule: messenger RNA, 612 nt
Organism: Eimeria maxima
Lineage: Eukaryota; Apicomplexa; Conoidasida; Eucoccidiorida; Eimeriidae
Exons: 4
Coding region: 1-612 (203 amino acids)
Source: RefSeq, a predicted model, not a curated record